CAUGAAGAAUCUUUUUAAAGAAAUAGCCAAAGAGUUGAUCUCCACGGUGGAAGUAAGGCAUUUAUAAAUGUUAAUAUUAGAAUUCUUGCGAUGGAAUAAUACAUUAUUUGGAUUCCUUUCAAAAUGAAUUCAAGUUUUUAGAAAAAAAGUGUCAGUUGGUAACAUCCUACAAGGUUACAGUUCCGUAACCAAUCAAAGUAAAGAUACAAGUUUAAGUCUCUUCUGGUGAACUAAACAAGAUUAGGUUAACAAAUAUAUAUAUAUCUUUUAUAGACCAAUAGAAUAGGUGGAGCCUUAUCGUCACUUAAAAGAACUAUCAGAGAUCUUAGAUCAUGUCCAAGAUCUUGAAGAACCAAUAUUCAAAGAUAUUUUGGAGAUGUUGAAGAAAUAGAACAUUCUAGAUCUUAUUGAAUUUCUUCAAAAGAGAGAGAACCUAAAGCACAUGAAUGAGGAGAUGAGAAGAAAAAUCCAGAAGGUGACUGAAGUUCUUAGAAAUCUGGAAGAACAUGAUUUUAAUAAAAAAAGAUUAUUCCUUGAAAGGUUAAGAAGCAGUAAGGAGGGACAUUACAAAGAAAAUACAAAAUGAUGGUAACCUCAAGGAAUUUCUGAAAUUCUUAGUCCAAAUCACUGCUUUAGAUAAGAAGUUCAUCAGAUGUGGAUCAAAUGCUUUACACCUAUUAAUACAGAUGAAGGUUGAUUUGACUAACUAA
Messenger RNA from Paramecium sonneborni, 710 nucleotides. Lineage: Eukaryota; Ciliophora; Oligohymenophorea; Peniculida; Parameciidae. The record is from the annotation of a GenBank genome assembly.